CAGGAAGAGGGGACUGGGAAGCGCUGAACUGCGUCAACAAUUGUUUAGAAGAUAGAUUUGGUUUUCAGACGCUAAUCAGCAUGGCAGCUGGCCAGUGCUGAGUGAUUUAUGGCGCUGUUCCUAGACCAGGCGUUACUAGGCAACAACAUGGACACGUCGAACUUUGCUCAUGUCAUCUUCCAGAAUGUGGGGAAGAGUUACCUGCCCCAUGCUGCGCUGGAGUGUCACUACACCCUCACACAGUUCAUAAAACCACAUCAGAAAGACUGGGUCGGCAUAUUCAAGGUCGGUUGGAGCACGGCAAGGGACUAUUACACAUUCUUGUGGUCUCCUCUCCCUGAGAACUACGUGGAAGGCACCGCAGUCAAUAGAUCUGUGGUGUUCCAGGGAUACUAUGUGCCCAAUGACGAUGGAGAGUUUUACCAGUUCUGCUACGUGACCCACAAAGGGGAGAUCCGGGGGGCCAGCACACCGUUCCAGUUUCGUGCCAGCAGCCCCUCUGAGGAUGAACUGCUAACCGUGGAGGAUGAAUGCAACUCCGACAUCCUGGUGGUCACUACCAAGGCCGGCUUCCUGGAGCAAAAGAUGGAAGAGGCCCAAAGAGAGAAGGAGGAGCUGGCCAAAAACAUGGCCAUCCUUCAACAGGAGAAGGAGCAGCUGGAGGCGGAGAAGGAGAGCCUGCAGAAGGAGUUAGUGCAGGAGAAGGAGGCGUGUGCCCAACUGAGACAAGAGAACCAAGAGGUGCAGAGUUCAUCCCAGGCCCUGCAGGAGGAGCGGGAGGAGGUAAAAAGGAGGCUUGAGGAGGCCACCGCCAAGAUCUUGCAGCUGGAGGAGGACCUGAUCGGGGUGACCCAGAAGGGCCUGCAGAAGGAAACCGAGCUUGACAGCCUCAAGGACAGAGUGAAGAAGCUGACUGCGGAGAAGGAGGCCCUGGACUCCCACCUGAAGAACGAGAGAGACGAAAAGGAACUGUACAAGAUUCACCUGAAGAACCGUGAGCUGGAGAACACUAAGCUGAGCGCGGAGCUGCAGAUGCUGAAGUCCGUGGACGUGAACAAGGAGAACACCAUUGCCCAGUUUAAGGAGGAGGUGGGACGCCUCCAGGCCUGCCUCACCCAAACGGAGAAACAGCACAGAGAGAUCUUGGCCAAAGUUUCCCCCUUGGGAGACAUGAAGGCCCUGAAGGAGCAACUGCGACAGAAGGAGGAACAGCUCCAGGCCACCCAGCAGCAGUCCUCUAUGCUGGCUGCAGAGCUGAGGGACGCUUCCAGCGCUCGUGACCGCAGCAUGUCCGACCUCUACCGCAUGAAGCUGGAAGCAGACGCCCUGCGCCAAGCCAAAGCUGAUGCUCAGGCCCAGUGUGCCCGCCUCGAGCUCCUGGUGGAACAGAUGAAGGCAGAGGCCAAGCAGGAAGCGGCCAAGGUGGAGGAAGAGGCUGCCGGCGACCUUGCCGCUUUGGCUGAGCUGCAGAGAGAAGUGGAGGACCUGAAGCUCCGGCUACACAUGGCAGCAGAACACUACAAGGAAAAGUACAAGGAAUGUCAGCGGCUGCAAAGACAAGUGGUGAAGCUCUGUGAACAGCAAGGGGACCAGAAGAAAACAGCUGCAGCAGAGGCUGUGGCAGUCCCUGCAUCAGGAAGCCCAGACACAUCUGUGCCAGGGAGUCCAGGUGCUGCCGACCCAGUGCUGGAAGCCAUCAUCCAGGAAAAGCUGAAAGGCAUUAGCAGAGAGGCAUCUGACAGGAGCGACAAGUACAGGAAAUGCAAACAGUUGCUAAGCGAAGAGAAGGAGCGCAGCUGCAUGUUUGCUGACGAACUGGCCAAGAUGGAGGUGAAGCUGAAGGAGCAGCUCAAAGCCAAUGAGAACCUGAAGCUCCAGCUGGUGGCGGAAGAGGACCGCUACAAGAGCCAGCUGGCUGAGAAGGGUCGAGAGCUGAGGGAGCUGAAGGACACACUUGCACUGCUGGUGAAAGAAAAGGAAAAACUGGAGGGGGAGAUCCAGAAGGGCCAAAGCAGGAAGGGGGAUGAGGGGCCGACUGAGAAACCCAGCCUCGAGGGCAUCCAGUCCAGCACUCCAGUGUUUUUACAGUACCCUGUCCCCUAUGCCCAGGAUGCCCCCACCCCUCUGCUGGUCUCCCAGAGCCCCUCUGAGCUGCAUUAUGGGAACCCAUACUCCACAUCAGAUGCAAAAGACGAAGAGGAUGAGGAGUUCUCAGAUGACCAGCUGCUCAGGCUGCCCCCUGUGGGCCCACCCUCCUGGGACAGCAACGUGGUGUGUAUCCAGCCAUCCCGCAAUCUCAGCCGGCCCGACGGCCUGGAGGAGUCCGAGGAACAGAGGAACAACAACAACGGCAACGGCGCUGAGCAGCCUACAGCGACUGAAGCCCACAGCCCGCUCGUGAAUGAAGGGCAAACUGCCUUUUGCUUUGAACCCAGCAUGGAUAUGAAACGCUGCCCCCUGUGCGAGGUCAUCUUCCCGCCAAACUACGACCAGACAAAGUUCGAGGAGCAUGUGGAGAGUCACUGGAAGGUCUGCCCCAUGUGCAGUGAGCAGUUCCCUCUGGACUGCGACCAGAAGAUCUUCGAGAACCACGUGCUCACGCACUUCAGCGGCGGCGCGCCCAGCUUUGAUUAGACGCACGAGACGUUGGCGGCUCCACCCACUUCCUGUCACCGCUCAACGAAACCACUCAGCAGUCUUUUUUUGGGGGGGGUUUUCCCGCAUGUAACUGUGUGACGAUCCACACUUUGGGACUAUUAUUAAUUAACAAUAAUUUCAACGUAGGGAGAUUCUUUAUGGGUGGUGUGUGUGGUGCUUUUAAACAAUGAUUAUUUUGUUCCAGCUCUGUGUGAAUCCCAGGGCCACUGAAUCUAUCCUGCAAAUCAGAGAAUGUUAUUUUUAGAGAGAUUCCCUUCACUUGGAUGGGGGGGGUGAGACUAUUUCUGUAAUUUUUCUUCAAGUUGGCUCUCGCAGACCCAUUUGAACACUAGGCAGAGCGAAUCAGGGAGAGCGACAGCAGGUGUUUGUUUACCAGACUUCUAUAUGAACCCCAUCCAGCCGGACGCUGGCCCGCCUGUGAGCGACGUCACGUGAGUCAGCUGUCCUAUCCUUUUUAAAAAAAGAAGCAGCUUUACGCAGCCAGCGAGAAAUAAUUAUUUCUGUGAUCAUCAAGAAAUGAUAAUACCGUUAAAAUCAUCUAUGAGAAAACUAUAUUGAAGCGAGUGUUUGUGGACGCCUUUAACGUGUGUGUGCAACCGAGAGUUGUGUCUUAUGUCGAGUGUUAGGUUUGAUUUUUCUCAUUGUUUAACAGAGCUGUCUGACUAAAACAACUUUUACCAUUAGCUAAAUAGUGCAUGUCAGCCUUAGUUAGGUUUAUUUUCCUCUCAUAAGUUAUUCCAGUCAUUCAGAUGUUUUAAUUUUAGUGAGUACCAUGUAUCGAAUACGACAGAAUAAAAUGUUUGGAAGUGAUUUCCUAUCAAACGAUAUGUGGAGUUCAAUAAUUGCGACAGCAGAUCUUGAGGCACAUGUCAAGAUGCCCUUUUUUUAUUCUAAAUGUAAUAAAAUUUUACAUGAAGCAGCUUUA
Molecule: messenger RNA, 3583 nt
Organism: Lampris incognitus (smalleye Pacific opah)
Lineage: Eukaryota; Metazoa; Chordata; Actinopteri; Lampriformes; Lampridae
Gene: tax1bp1b
Product: Tax1 (human T-cell leukemia virus type I) binding protein 1b
Exons: 18
Coding region: 109-2634 (841 amino acids)
Source: RefSeq, a predicted model, not a curated record